Messenger RNA from Kwoniella shivajii, 975 nucleotides. Its product is annotated as proliferating cell nuclear antigen (pcna). The record is from RefSeq and is a predicted model, not a curated record. NCBI's taxonomy places the organism in Eukaryota, Fungi, Basidiomycota, Tremellomycetes, Tremellales, Cryptococcaceae. Gene Ontology annotation, biological process: translesion synthesis; regulation of DNA replication; mismatch repair. Gene Ontology annotation, molecular function: DNA binding; DNA polymerase processivity factor activity. Bases 1 to 975 code for a protein of 324 amino acids. The transcript has 8 exons. Gene Ontology annotation, cellular component: PCNA complex.
AUGUUGGAAGCCAGAGUAAAACAAGCUGCUGUACUUAAAAAGCUCUUAGAUGCUAUCAAGGAGUUAGUGACAGAUGGUAAUCUCGAUUGUACCGACGAAGGUAUCGCUCUUCAAGCGAUGGACAACUCUCAUGUUGCUCUUGUAUCUCUUAAACUCGUAGCUGAGCAAUUCGAAUCUUACCGAUGCGACAGAAAUAUGCCUCUCGGUGUGAAUCUUACUUCCCUCACUAAAAUCCUCAAAUGUGCUAAAGAUCAAGAUGUCGUAACUCUAAAAGCUCCCGACGAUGCCGAUUCUCUUGGAUUAGUAUUCGAAUCUCCCAAGGAAGAUCGAGUAGGUGAAUACGAAAUGAAAUUGAUGGAUAUCGAUCAAGAACAUCUCGGUAUCCCCGAUACUCAAUAUGACGCGACCAUCACCAUGUCAUCAUCUGAAUUUCAAAGGAUCUGUAGAGAUUUAGCUGCUUUAGGUGAAUCAGUUAAGAUUGAAGCUUCAAAAGAAGGUGUAAGGUUUAGUUCAGAAGGUGAAGUUGGAAAUGGUAGUGUCUUGUUAAAACAAUCCGCUGGAACGGAUAGAGGAGGUGCUUCUUCGUCAAAGAAGUCUAAUGUAAAGAGAGAUCCAGAUCAAGAAGAUGAAGAGGAAGAAGAGGAUGAAAAACCUGAAAUAGAUGAAGAAGAAGGUGAAGACGAGAUGGAUGAAGAUGAAAGACCAAAGAAAAGAAAGGCUAACGGUAAAGCAAAGACCGCUAAAAAAUCCAAAAAGGAAGAAUCAUCUUCAGACGACGUUGGAGUAUCGAUCAUCCUUGAAAAACAAGUUUCACUCACAUUCUCACUCAAAUACCUUACCAAUUUCGCUAAAUCAGCUCCACUCGCACGAGAAGUCAGCUUACACAUGUCAAAUGAUGUACCGUUACUUGUUCAAUUCGAUUUCGAACAAGGUACAUUACAGUUCUUCUUAGCUCCAAAGAUCUCGGAUGAGUAA